Malaya genurostris is the source of this 687-nucleotide messenger RNA. Its product is annotated as vitelline membrane protein 15a-1-like. The record is from RefSeq and is a predicted model, not a curated record. Lineage: Eukaryota; Metazoa; Arthropoda; Insecta; Diptera; Culicidae. The transcript has a single exon. Bases 276 to 617 code for a protein of 113 amino acids.
UUGUGGACUUUUUUCGAUGUUUUGCACUAUCUGCAAACUGUAGAAGUCAGUAAGGCAGAAUGCCACCUUACGUAAUUCAGCGUAAAAAAUGCUCGCACGAAGGAAUGCAUUACGAAACACUGCUCGAACGGUGUGUUGCUUUGUGGUCACCACCGGGAGGGAGGGGUCAGUAAACAGCAAUUAUAAAACGCAAUGUCCUCCACCGGUUCAGCUAUCAGUCUUCAGUUUUACCUCCAACCAUUCGUAGGCUACGUAGUUCCAAGAAAUCCACCAUCAUGAGCAAAUUCGUCCUGUUGGCAGUUUUAGCGACCGUCGUUGGCACCAUGGCCAACAGCUACGCACCGGCACCGGCUCCCAGCUACCACGCUCCCGCUCCCAGCUACCAUGCUCCGGCUCACCACGCACCGGCUCCGUCGUACCACGCCGCUCCAUCCUACCAUGCCGCUCCGGUCAAGUGUGGCGCCAACCUGCUGGUCGGAUGUGCUCCCAACGUUGCCCACGUUCCGUGCAUCCCGUCGCAUGGUGGCCACGGUGGAUACGGCGGUGGACACAGCUCCAGCUACGUCGGUAGCUCCCACCGAAGCGCCGAAGCUGAUGCCUUCGAGUCGAACGAGUAAGAACACCUCCGGGAUUUUCUACUUGGACCGGGGCACCAGGGGACUCGACGAGGAUAGAGUAAAUUUAAUU